CAGCUAACUAGCUACACGUCCGUGGUGUCGCAUGAAGACUAGGCGCCCCAUGCACCAUUUCAGCACAUUUGAGAGUUUCCCAAUCCCUCGAUUUGCCUGGAAUAGAUACUGAAAAAACAGCAGAUUUGGUUUUGUACAAAAAAAACCCCGCCUCGUGGGUUAUAGCGCAGCCCGCUAGAAACGUCGGCUAUUCGAGUUAAAGCCACUAUGGACUCGAGAGACACAGCCCCUGAUUCGUGGGAACAGGAGGACGAUGUUGAGGCCACGGCUGAUACCGAGCUUCAGUCCGCCUUCACCGGGCUCAACGUGAACGCUCCGGAAUUCGUACCGUCUUUUCUUUCCCGAGGUCCACCGGAAAACGCCACGUCUGAUGGCACCGAUGCAGUGGCCAGUAUGGAGAUCUCAGAACCAGUGGCUGCAGUGGAGAAUGGAGAGACAGAUGCCGCCGCAGUGGAGACAUGGGAGCAGAAAGGUGAGCCGGAUGAGGAGGAACCGGGAGGUGGAUCCUCAGCGGACACAGGAUUUGGCGGGGAUGAGGCGCAGGAUGAAAUGAUGGAGGAGGAUGAGGAAAUGCCAACACCAAAGCUGCCUCCUCCUCCACCGGAUGCCCCUAAGAAAGAACACGUGAAUGUUGUGUUCAUUGGACAUGUGGAUGCAGGCAAGUCUACAAUUGGUGGACAGAUAAUGUAUCUAACUGGUAUGGUGGAAAAACGAACGCUGGAGAAAUAUGAACGGGAGGCAAAAGAGAAGAACAGAGAGACUUGGUAUCUUUCCUGGGCUCUAGACACAAACCAAGAGGAAAGAGACAAGGGGAAAACUGUAGAAGUUGGAAGAGCCUACUUUGAAACUGAGAAAAAGCACUUUACUAUUCUUGACGCCCCAGGCCAUAAAAGCUUUGUACCCAACAUGAUUGGAGGGGCAUCCCAAGCUGAUUUGGCAGUGCUGGUCAUCUCUGCCAGAAAGGGUGAGUUUGAGACCGGUUUUGAAAAGGGAGGUCAGACAAGAGAGCAUGCCAUGCUGGCUAAAACAGCUGGAGUGAAACAUCUGAUAGUCCUCAUCAACAAAAUGGACGACCCCACUGUGAACUGGAGUUUGGAUAGAUACGAGGAAUGUAAAGAGAAGUUAGUGCCAUUUCUGAAGAAGGUGGGCUUUAAUCCAAAGAAAGACAUUCACUUCAUGCCCUGCUCUGGCCUGACUGGAGCUAACCUGAAAGAAUCUUCUGAGCUUUGCCCUUGGUACACGGGAUUACCAUUCAUUCCACAUCUGGACAGCCUGCCAAACUUCAACAGAUCAAGUGAUGGUCCCAUCCGAUUGCCUAUUGUGGAUAAAUACAAGGACAUGGGCACCGUGGUGCUUGGAAAACUGGAGUCUGGAAGCAUAGCGAAAGCACAACAACUUAUUAUGAUGCCAAAUAGGCACACGGUGGAAGUGUUGAGCCUUCUCUCUGAUGAUGUGGAGACGGAUUACGCUGGACCUGGUGAAAACCUGAAGCUCCGGCUCAAAGGCAUCGAGGAGGAAGAGAUUCUCCCAGGCUUUAUCCUAUGCAAUGCUGAGAACCUCUGCCACUCAGGACGCACUUUUGAUGCCCAGAUCGUCAUUAUCGAACACAAAUCCAUAAUAUGCCCAGGUUACAAUGCUGUAUUACACAUCCAUACCUGCAUAGAAGAAGUGCAGAUAACAGCAUUAAUCUGUCUGGUGGACAAGAAGACUGGAGAAAAAAGCAAGACUCGUCCACGCUUCGUCAAACAAGACCAAGUAUGCAUCGCCCGUCUUAGGGCCGCAGGAACUAUCUGCUUAGAGACUUUUAAAGACUUCCCUCAAAUGGGACGUUUCACCUUGAGAGACGAGGGCAAGACAAUCGCAAUUGGCAAGGUGCUUAAGUUGGUACCUGAGAAGGACUAAAUGCAGAUAGAAGGAGAUCCCUGGUGCACUCUGGGAUUGAGGAGGAUGCAGUGAUGUGUGCCUGCCAGAUGUCCUCCAAACUGCUCCAUCUUCCCACUGUGGAUCAGUCUAAGAAAAUUACUUUGGAAAAAGGACAUUAUCAAAGUGACAGUAUCAAUUUUAGGAAGAACAUUAAUAUAGAAAGACAAGCUAAGUGUGACAGCUUUCUCAUAUUGAGAGCUCAGCUAUGCCACUCAUGUAGCCCAACUUUUAAAGCCAGUUUCUCUCCACUGGUACAUAUUCAAUCUUAAAAUGGAUGCAAUUUUCUUUUAAGGUAUUGGCUUUUUAAGUUCAUGAUCAAUAUGAGAGAGGGAGUCUUGGUAUCAUCUGUUUUGAAAGGUUAAUGCCAUUACUGUGUCCCCCAUUCAAACAUAACGCUCACGUCACCCCCAUUAGAAUGCAGGGUCUCUGGUUGCAUAUCACUUUAUAACAGCAUCAUUGGUGGUUAGAGACUUCUGACUGUUUCAUUAUGGCAUGAAGGGGGUCCAUACAGGGUCUAAGCUUGCCAGCACCCUUGCUCUUUACCUGACAAGUACUGCAAGAGUCGUGAUUGUCAAGAUCAGGCCGUACAAGAGGCCUUGGUCCUUCAAAUAAAAUGACACUUAUGUAGAGAUUUAAUCAUGCACAAGACAAAUGGAUGAAUUUGUUACUGUGAUGUCAUUGCAUAACAAAUGACAAAUGCACCCAUGUGGUUAAAAAAAAAAAAAAAAAAAAAAAAAAAAACUUGUCACAUCAGAUGGUGUAAAUUCUGUACACUCCUGUUGGGGAUGUAAACAUCAAACUUCCAAAAAAUAAAACACUAAAAUGACUUAAAAUGGA
Molecule: messenger RNA, 2760 nt
Organism: Puntigrus tetrazona (Sumatra barb)
Lineage: Eukaryota; Metazoa; Chordata; Actinopteri; Cypriniformes; Cyprinidae
Gene: gspt1
Product: G1 to S phase transition 1
Exons: 14
Coding region: 208-1902 (564 amino acids)
Biological process (GO): translation
Cellular component (GO): translation release factor complex
Molecular function (GO): GTPase activity; translation release factor activity; GTP binding
Source: RefSeq, a predicted model, not a curated record